AGUUCACGAGCUGCUUGUGAAGGCUCUAGAAACGUCGAAUGCGCGCCGCGGUAUUUGUGUUACAGCGUCAUUCUGUAGGUACACCUCUGCUUAAACAAUCUUUGCUUGAGUGCUCGGUACCAGAGAUACAACGGGUGAAGUUCUUACCCAUAUACCCUACAUUGAAACUAAAUCAUAAAGACAGUAUUUUAAAUUGUACAUUUCCAAGGAGACAGCGAACACAUCUACAACAAGACAUGCAUCCAGCAACUGCUAAGUGGUAUGACAGGAGGGACUCUGUCUACAUCGAAUUCUGCGUAGCGGACAGCAAGGAUGUCAAGAUCAAUUUUGAGAAAGCUAAGUUUGUUUUCAGUUGUCUUGGAGGAAUUGAUCAAGUUAAACACGAGAACGAAGUAGACCUUUUUGAAGCCAUUGAUCAAAAUGAAUCCAUGCACAAACGCACAGAUCGUUCAGUGUUGUGUUGUUUGAGAAAAGCAGAACCUGGAAAGGCAUGGCCGAGACUAACAAAAGAGAAGGCAAAGCUAACUUGGCUCAGUGUCGAUUUUAACAACUGGAAAGACUGGGAGGACGAUUCGGAUGAGGAGCUAGGCAACUUUGAUCGUUUCUCAGAGGUAGGAGACGGGGAUAUGGCGUUCAACACACAAGAGGCGAUGGCUAAAAUGAUGAACAACAUGGGAGGUGAAGAUGACUUACCUGAUCUAGAUGUUGCCGAUGAUGAUGAGUCUGCAGAUAGUGACGAUGAAAAAAUGCCAGAUUUGGAAUGAAAAACAUUGUUGAAGAAGGAAAGGCAGCAGGAUUCAUCCAAACUGUAUCUUACAAUUGAAGGCAGUGAAAAAAACAACCCUGUACAGAUGAGUCGGUAGCCAUAUUUAAAUCCAUAGCCUCAGCUCCAGAGCUCUUUUCCAGUCAGUCCACAGAAGGUCGAUAUGCAUCGUGUUGUAUGGAGCAGUAGUCUCCACUUCCAUUUGCAGUGCUGCAUUCCUGGCGUAUCCUGUUUUUUCCUAUUAUUACGAGUAAAUGUUGAUGAUUUGUUUGGAAGUACUUUAUAGUCCUUCUCAAUCUAGAAAGCAAUAUGUUUGGUGAAGAGAAUUUAAAGCAGUUGGCAAAUGUACUGAUGUAAUUAAACAAAUGUUUUACACCUACACCCCAAGGUUCUGUGUUUUCUUUUGUAAUUGUAGUUUUUUUAAUCAUUAAAAUGUACCCCCCUAAAAAUAUGCUUUUGGAGACCCUAGAGGUAUGUGACAGUAGUACAUUUUCUUUUUUGUUCCCUCUUGUGAGCCUCCGCUAUCGGUGGCAUAGGGAUAGUGAAGGUUGUCAGUAGCUUAGCUUUUAAGCUUAACAUACAUGUUUUCUCUUCCCACCUGCUGAAUUAGUCUUAUGUUCAAAACAUUUGAAUAUUCUGAAGUUUAUAUAGGUGCAUGUCUUGGCAUAUUGCUCCCCACUGUCAAAUUUAUGGUACCAGUUUUAUUUUAGAUUUUACUAAUCCUCUAUUACUAUUUGCUAUCUAACAGUCGUUACCCAUCUCAACGUUUACACAGCGUUAUACUGGACUAGAUUUUACCCUUAGCCUAUCAGAUGACAAUUGAGGAGGCUUGAAACUCCGGCCUCUGAAAUGUUUUUUUACCCUCAAUAUUUCCAUCUGUUUAGAGUUCUGGUGCCUGUACACAUUCAUGUACUCCAUGUUCACCUGUGGGGAGGGCAUUGGGAUGUUUGGGGACAUUACUUGUAAAAUGACCAAAUUACAUUUGCACUGUCAAGAAAAUGUGAGAGAAAUAUAAUUGUAGGUCUUGGUGUGUAUGUAAUCCUGUCAGGUUAUUUUAACAGGCUGAAUAACUUCAAUUGAUGUUGAAUUACAGUGGAAAUUCUUUUUUUAUUGUCUACAUCUUUCUAAUAAACAAAGACUCAUG
Molecule: messenger RNA, 1907 nt
Organism: Esox lucius (northern pike)
Lineage: Eukaryota; Metazoa; Chordata; Actinopteri; Esociformes; Esocidae
Gene: ptges3b
Product: prostaglandin E synthase 3b (cytosolic)
Exons: 8
Coding region: 39-764 (241 amino acids)
Biological process (GO): telomere maintenance via telomerase; telomerase holoenzyme complex assembly; prostaglandin biosynthetic process
Cellular component (GO): nucleus; cytosol
Molecular function (GO): prostaglandin-E synthase activity; Hsp90 protein binding; protein-folding chaperone binding
Source: RefSeq, a predicted model, not a curated record